ACUGUAUGAGAACAAGGGGGAGGCCGACUUCGUGGAGUCCUUGCUGCAGCUCUUCCGCUCCAUCAACGGCAUGAUGAGCAGCAUGUCUGACCAGACGGUCCGCGUGAAGGGGUCAGCGCUGAAAUACUUGCCCACGAUUGUCAACGAUGUGAAGUUGGUGUUUGAUCCCAAGGAACUCAGCAAAAUGUUUACUGAUUUCAUCCUUAAUGUCCCCACGGGUUUGCUGACCAUUCAGAAGCUCUAUUGCUUGAUCGAAAUCGUUCACAGUGACCUCUUCACACAGCAUGACUGCAGAGAGAUCCUGCUUCCCAUGAUGACUGACCAGCUCAAGUACCAUCUGGAGAGACAGGAGGACCUGGAGGCCUGCUGCCAGCUGCUCAGCAAUGUCCUGGAGGUUCUGUACAGGAAGGAUGUGGGGCCGACUCAGAGGCAUGUCCAGAUAAUCAUGGAGAAACUUCUGAGGACAGUGAACCGGACUGUCAUUUCCAUGGGGCGUGAUUCUGAACUCAUUGGGAACUUCGUUGCUUGCAUGACAGCUAUUUUACGGCAGAUGGAAGAUUACCAUUAUGCUCACUUGCUCAAGACUUUUGGAAAAAUGAGGACUGAUGUCGUGGACUUUCUGAUGGAAACAUUCAUCAUGUUUAAGAACCUCAUUGGGAAGAAUGUCUACCCUUUUGACUGGGUGAUAAUGAAUAUGAUGCAGAACAAAGUCUUCCUGCGAGCGAUUAAUCAGUAUGCAGAUAUGCUGAACAAGAAGUUUCUGGAUCAAGCGAACUUUGAGCUGCAGUUGUGGAACAACUACUUUCACCUGGCUGUCGCUUUCCUCACUCAAGAGUCCUUGCAACUGGAGAAUUUUUCAAGCGCUAAGAGAGCCAAAAUCCUUAACAAGUAUGGAGAUAUGAGGAGACAGAUUGGCUUUGAAAUCAGAGACAUGUGGUACAACCUUGGUCAACACAAGAUAAAGUUCAUUCCAGAAAUGGUGGGCCCAAUAUUAGAAAUGACACUAAUUCCUGAGACAGAAUUACGCAAAGCCACCAUCCCCAUCUUCUUCGAUAUGAUGCAGUGUGAAUUCCAUUCAACCCGAAGCUUCCAAAUGUUUGAAAAUGAAAUCAUCACCAAGCUGGAUCAUGAAGUGGAAGGAGGCAGAGGAGAUGAGCAGUACAAAGUGUUAUUUGAUAAAAUCCUCCUGGAGCACUGCAGGAAGCAUAAAUACCUUGCCAAGACUGGAGAAACUUUUGUGAAGCUCGUUGUGCGCCUGAUGGAAAGACUGCUGGACUACAGAACCAUCAUGCAUGACGAGAACAAAGAGAAUCGCAUGAGUUGUACCGUCAACGUGCUGAAUUUCUACAAAGAAAUUGAAAGAGAAGAAAUGUAUAUAAGGUACUUGUACAAGCUCUGUGACUUGCACAAGGAGUGUGAUAACUACACUGAAGCAGCAUAUACUUUGCUUCUCCAUGCAAAGCUUCUGAAGUGGUCAGAGGAUGUGUGUGCAGCCCACCUCACUCAGCGGGACGGGUACCAGGCGACAACACAGGGACAGCUGAAAGAGCAGCUCUACCAAGAAAUCAUCCACUACUUUGAUAAAGGCAAGAUGUGGGAGGAGGCCAUCGUCUUGGGCAAGGAGCUUGCAGAACAGUAUGAAACCGAAAUGUUUGAUUAUGAACAGCUCAGUGAACUGCUGAAAAAACAGGCUCAAUUCUAUGAAAACAUCGUCAAAGUGAUAAGACCCAAGCCUGACUAUUUUGCUGUUGGCUACUACGGACAAGGAUUCCCCACAUUCCUUCGGGGAAAAGUUUUCAUUUACCGGGGAAAAGAGUAUGAACGCCGGGAGGACUUUGAAGCUCGGCUGUUAACUCAGUUUCCAAAUGCUGAGAAAAUGAAUACAACAUCUCCACCAGGCGACGAUAUUAAAAACUCUCCUGGCCAGUAUAUCCAGUGCUUCACAGUCAAGCCCAAGCUUGAUUUGCCCCCUAAAUUUCACCGGCCAGUGUCUGAGCAGAUUGUAAGUUUUUACAGGGUGAACGAGGUUCAGCGAUUUGAAUAUUCUCGGCCAAUCCGGAAAGGAGAGAAAAACCCAGAUAAUGAAUUUGCGAAUAUGUGGAUUGAGAGAACCAUAUACACUACAGCAUAUAAACUGCCGGGAAUUUUAAGGUGGUUUGAGGUCAAAUCUGUUUUCAUGGUGGAGAUCAGCCCCCUGGAGAAUGCCAUCGAAACCAUGCAGCUGACCAAUGACAAGAUCAGCAGCAUGGUACAACAGCACCUGGAUGACCCAGGCCUGCCCAUCAACCCAUUGUCCAUGCUCCUGAAUGGCAUCGUGGACCCUGCUGUCAUGGGUGGCUUUGUGAACUAUGAGAAGGCCUUCUUUACAGAUCGAUACCUGCAGGAGCACCCUGAGGCCCACGGACAGAUCGAGAAGCUCAAAGACCUCAUAGCCUGGCAGAUUCCAUUUUUGGCCGAAGGGAUCAGGAUUCAUGGAGACAAAGUCACAGAGGCACUGAGGCCCUUUCAUGAGAGAAUGGAAGCCUGUUUCAAGCAGCUGAAGGAAAAAGUGGAAAAGCAGUAUGGUGUCCGAACCAUGCCCUCAAAUCUGGACGACAGAAGAGGUAGCCGCCCCCGCUCCAUGGUGCGGUCCUUCACCAUGCCAUCAUCGUCCCGGCCUCUGUCUGUGGCUUCUGUCUCUUCCCUCUCAUCCGACAGCACCCCUUCCAGGCCAGGCUCCGAUGGGUUUGCUUUGGAACCCCUACUGCCAAAGAAAAUGCACUCCAGGUCCCAGGACAAGCUGGACAAGGACGAUCCAGAGAAGGAGAAGAAAGACAAAAAGAAGGAGAAAAGGAACAGCAAGCACCAGGAGAUAUUUGAUAAAGAAUUGAAGCCGGCCGACAGCUCCCUGCAGCAGUCUGAGGCUGUGAUCCUCUCAGAAACGAUAAGUCCGCUGCGGCCCCAGAGACCGAAGAGCCAGGUGAUCAGCGUCAUCGGAAGCGAAAGGCGUUUCUCAGUGUCCCCGACAUCACCAACUCAGCAGACACCCCCUCCAGUCACACCAAGGGCCAAGCUCAGCUUCAGCGUACAGUCCAGUCUGGAACUGAAUGGCAUGACCGGGAUGGACGUGACUGAUGUCCCUCCCCCUCUGCCUCUCAAAGGCAGCAUGGCAGAUUAUGGGAACCUGAUGGAAAACCAGGAUUUGAUGGGCUCGCCAACACCUCUACCCCCUCCUCCACACCAGAGACAUCUGCCACCUCCACUGCCCAGCAAAACUCCACCUCCUCCCCCUCCAAAGACGACCCGCAAACAGACGUCGGUGGACUCCGGGAUCGUGCAGUGAAUGCAGAGAGCCUGCCUCAGAGGAGCGAGCUGUCCUCCUAACUCCCUCGGCUUUCGUGUCUGGUGCUUACCUCAUUGGGCCUGUGAUGUCUGACCUGUAGUGCAAUGGUUUUGCCUUAAAAGGAGUUGUUUCUACCCAUGAAAGUGAGUGGCCCUUGAUCACUAUCAUGGAGCCUGGUGGGCAUGGGGCCAGGACGUACCUUGUGCUUAUCAAAGUUGGGGGCCCCCGAGCGUUCGGUCUUUGAGAGCCUGCCUCAGUCUUGCCCUAACAACCUUUCUUUUUGUGCCAAAUGACGUGUGUUAAAAAGAGCUCAGCUGAUCUGAGUCAGCCAAGUGGGAGAGGUGAGGACGUCACCCGUGAGAACCCCCGUGUUCUCACUGCUGCCCACCCUCGCUCACUCUCUCGAGAUGUUUGGCCCACCCCCUGCUUGCUGCAUCCGUGGUGUGACUCUGCGUCGGUUGGGUCUAUCUGCAGCCUAUGUCAGGCAACUUAGUUCCACUUUCAGGGAACUUCCUGCUUUAUCUUGGUAUCAUUUAAAAUAGGGUAUUUCUCAGCUACUGAACAGUUACUAAUUUAUGGAGUGAGAACAGCAUUAAACAUACUGGAUCAAAUGGAAAAAUAAAUAUGAGUUUAGGAAGGUAAGUUUCAUUCUUUUUUGAAAAGAGACUAUGUGUACCACAAGAGAUGGUUCUAAUUGGGUGAAUUCUUUGUGUUCUCAUGCUGUACAGAAGUUUGUAUAUAUUACGGUUCUUAGAACUUGUUUUAAUUUUUGUGGUCCUUCUGUUUAUUGUAAUAGGCAUCCACAAAUGGAUUCUUAAUAUGUGUUCUUAAUUUUUAACUGAUGGAAAUGUAAAAAGCAAACAAAUAGACAACAAAAAACGCCCACAAGUUAAAUCUGUUUUUCAGAGCUCUAAGGGCUGGAAAUGUUGGUGGGCAAUGAUUUAAAAACAAAACUAACUUUGUAUAACCUAAUAUUUUUAUUCUACCACCUAUAUUUUUUAUUCACCUGAUUGAUACUCUUCCUAGUAAGCCUCAAAGUUAAUCAUUGACAAUGAAAAAUAAAAUGUUAUUUAAAAA
Castor canadensis (American beaver) is the source of this 4399-nucleotide messenger RNA. RefSeq names its product dedicator of cytokinesis 1 (gene Dock1). Gene Ontology annotation, molecular function: small GTPase binding; guanyl-nucleotide exchange factor activity. The record is from RefSeq and is a predicted model, not a curated record. NCBI's taxonomy places the organism in Eukaryota, Metazoa, Chordata, Mammalia, Rodentia, Castoridae. Gene Ontology annotation, cellular component: plasma membrane; cytoplasm. Gene Ontology annotation, biological process: cell migration; myoblast fusion; small GTPase-mediated signal transduction.